UCACCUUCGAAAAGAAGCGUAGAAAUACAAUAUUUUCUUUAAAAUCAUUGUAGUGAGUAGGUAAUCUUUGAAUGAUAGAGAGAAUAUUCUGCUCCUGCUCAGUUCCUAUUGAUAACGGAGUUAUGGUUUGUAGUCCAUGCCCUUCCCAAAGAACGCAUCUUUAUAUUGGUGUGCUGAUUUUAAAAAUCAGUUCUGUGGCAAUUUGGUACGACUGGCAAACUUUUCCUCUUUAUAAAUAUAAUAUAGAAGAAAGUAUACAAAUAAAGAACAAAUGUUGUAUACUUAUAGACAAAAGUAAACCACGACUUUAUAUUUAUUUUUCAGGGCUUUAAAUAACCUGCAAUUACUCCGCUUUUUCUCCUAAUCGUCAUCAGUAAUAAUACCACAUUGAUGCAUUUACUACUAAGGCAGAGGCAGAGGAUCAGCUACGACUGGUAAGCGGCCAAGAGCGUAAGUAGACGUUGCAUCAAGUUGCAUGAUGGGUAAGUUAAAACCUGCAGGGUCAGCGGGAUUGUCCGAAAGGAGCAUGAGUGAGAAAAAGUCUGACACUUCCUUCACGUAACCCAAAGCGGGAGGAGUCAUUUGGUGGAUACAAACCCUACCGGCGAGCCGCCGACGUAAUGCGGAUUCUGCUAAUGGAAGCCAAAUAUUAAAAUUUAAUAAUUGCUUCUAAAAACGUCAGUAUUCCGACAAAAAUGGACGUAUAUGACUGGCUGGGUUGCGAGUUGAAUAAAGGUAUUUUUUACAGGAAAAGAAGGAAUCGGAGGUACGAAAAAUGGGGGCCAUGUGCUUGAUCUCUACUCUGUGAGUUGGAUUGCCUUCCCAUCGGGCUAUGACAGUGAGGGAACAGAGACUGGUGUCUUGCGACGACGUUAGGGGUUAGGACUGUUUACAUUAUUUUUCUUAAUCUUUAACAGAAGUGGCAGUACCGAAAACCCACUCGACACUAGAAAAAUGAAAAUGAUUUAUAAAUUCUACGGAACCAUGCAAAUUAUACUACUAGUGUUUGAUUCACAGUUUCGCAGUAGUAUAUAACUGAUGUACCAGUAUUUUCCAAGCUAAUCUCUGAGCCAAAUUAGUCGCUGCACAGACGGUAGUUCGGUACAUUUAUUCAAACAAUGGAAAUGAGAGUGUUUUUUAUUUUGACUUUCUUAACCACCGCUCAGUGCAAAUGUUAGUUCACAUUUUUAAUACCGCUAAUCUAAUUCGAACAGUUUUACGCGAAACUGCUAUCUUCGUCAUGUAAACAAAUUCGUGCCUUUGUUGAUGGUCACAACUCGAGAAGGCUGCUGUUAGCCCAAGGGAAGGUACCAGGUCAGCCAGCCGCCCGGGAUAUGAAAAGUGUGGUUUGGGAUCGGGAACUACGUGAAAAAGCGGCUAACUGGGCGAAAAAAAAUAUUGAUAGCCAUAACCCGGAUGAAAGUAUUCCAUCGGGCAGAUUUUUUACGGGGGAAAAUUUGUAUUGGUACUCUACAACUGAUAGUAAAUACAAUCUCAAUCCGGACAUGGCAUUAGAGUCUUGGUUUAGCGAGCAUGUUAACUUUACCCAUGGUCCACUUCGGAAAAGUCACUUCGAUAAGUCGAAAAGUCAUAAGAUUGGCCAUUACACUCAGAUGGCAUGGUCUAACAGCGUCUACAUCGGCUGCGCGAUAUUGCAAACAAAGAAAGGCGAAUGGAACAACUUUUAUGUAGUCUGCAACUAUGGACCAAAUGGAAACAACCUCGGGGAAGAACCGUACAAGACUAGUGGUGGCUCCAGUGGAAAAUUGACAUGCGGCGCCAAAGACUGCAGUGAUCCUUAUGGAAGUAAAUGUAAAAAGACAAAGACGUGAAAAAUAUACAUUUAUAAAACACAAUCAAUAAAAGAUUCAUGGUAAAAUUGUUGUUUAAUUUUGUUUUUUGGACCUCAGUAUUUUAGGACAUUUUAUAUCAACGUGUUUGAUGAGAUGAAACGAUGAAACGUUCCGAACUCGAGGCAAAUUCGAUUAACUCAUCGGCAGUUGUAAAUAGCGGAAUUGGGGCCCCAGAGGUAUCGCGAAAUAACGCAGAGCAGAGAGCGAUGUCUUCUAAUAACAAAUUACAGUCAAACAAGAUCACAGUACUGACAGUACAGAGGCUGCAGAGGGAUCUCCAGGCUCAGCUCAGGGACGAAACCCGUGCAAGAAGGUUGCAUGAAGAAUAUGGAUGUGCUGCGGGUCCGAUGUCCGUAUUGGACAACUUGGACAAGCAUUUACGAGAUUCAUAAUUGCUGCUUUGAUUGUUCGAAAUGUCAGCACCUUUGGGCCUCAAGGAUUUCUUCAUUUCAACUUUCUUUACUAUCAUAUAAGUAAAAAGCUGGUUCACGUUAUCAAUACUACUAAUCGAUGUUAGAUUUUCGACCGGUUUUUAUAAUGAAACAAUCGAACGUGAUGGAUAAUUGAUUGGAUUUUGAUUUACUUAAUUGUCUUUUAUUAAUUACUUGCUGUUGCCAGGGGCUCUACCCGCUACAAUUCAAAUCAUCCCACGGGAAUAAAAAUCAGCACUAAAACUUUCUACGUUAUAAACUAUGUGUGUACGAUUUUUUUGCCCAAUCCGGUUUUUAGCUGAAAGAGUAGGUAAAAAACAGCCGUUCAUACCUAGAAACUUUCACGUUUAGAAUAUUAGCAGGGUGUUAUUUUUUGUAUGUAAAUCUGUCGUCACCUUUUUCUAUGGAAAAAGGCUUUUGCUCAGCAGUGGGACGUCAAGAAACUAUAUUAUUUAUUAUGUUAUGAUACAGAAAUGAACACAUCAACGAAAUCAGGGAAUAAGUAUUUUGAAUUUGUAGCAUUAUUAGUACACUAGUCUCAAUUUGCAUGUAAUGAAUUUGUAACUAAACUACAAAACUAAUCUCAAUAUUUAAUAUUUUUGACUGCACAGGUAGCCGCAGGUUGAGGUCACGGUAAACCCGCCGCUUUACGCGACGUGUCGCGGGUUUGAUCCCCGCGUAGGACAGCAUUUGUGUGCUCCACGAACGUUGUUCCGAGUCUGGAUGUCUUUAUACAUGUGAAUUGUAUGUUUGUGAAACAGCCC
Messenger RNA from Trichoplusia ni (cabbage looper), 3048 nucleotides. RefSeq names its product venom allergen 5-like. Lineage: Eukaryota; Metazoa; Arthropoda; Insecta; Lepidoptera; Noctuidae. The record is from RefSeq and is a predicted model, not a curated record. Gene Ontology annotation, cellular component: extracellular region. The coding region runs from base 1335 to 1832 and encodes 165 amino acids. The transcript is spliced from 6 exons.